GGCUUCGUAGAGCUUGAAUGUGUCAUCAAUGACCUCGCCCACAACACGUCAAUCCCUUCCUCCCAAAUUAUUUCAUUAUGGAACAAGAGUCACGCACGCACCGUCAACAAUGUGAACCACUGGAAUGCAUAUGCCAAUUACUUUAAAAAUAACCUCAAGCAGGAGCUCAGCAGGCUCGGGGACGAGGCUCCAGAGGCUCCUGGCACGCCAAGUGCUAGCGUGCACCGCAAGUGCUACAAUGCUUUCAAGGAAUCAUUCCCAAACGACUGGCAGGAUAUUCUCGAGAUUUGUGGUGAGACUGCGUUAUUGCUCGGUGGACCUCAGACAGUUUCCGCGCGGGGACAGGAGUUCCAAAAAUUUACGAAGAAGCUCUCUGGAUUA
This is a messenger RNA of Suillus subalutaceus, 381 nucleotides long. RefSeq lists its product as uncharacterized. The transcript is spliced from 2 exons. NCBI's taxonomy places the organism in Eukaryota, Fungi, Basidiomycota, Agaricomycetes, Boletales, Suillaceae. The annotation marks the transcript as partial. The record is from RefSeq and is a predicted model, not a curated record.